AAAAAAAAAGUGAAUGAAGGAAUAAAUAUAUAAAAAAAAAAAACGUUCACCAUCAUUACUUUUAUUUUUUUUUGUCUAAUAGGAACAACAGAACUUGAUCCAAUUUUGGACUCAAAAUGUGCAGAAUUUUAUUCAAGAAUGGGAGAGAUAUUGCAAUGCUCUUCCUAUAUGAAUGAUCAAGCAAAUAGCCUUUUUCUAAAAGGAUUCAUGAUUAUUCACCUAUUGCCUAAUUGGGAAGAGUUGUUAUCACUUACAAGACCUGAGAAUUGGUGUCCCCAAGCUGUCUAUUAUGCUACUCUUCAAUUUUUAUCAUCUCCACAUCAUCAUCAACUUAAAAGUUUUCUUCAAUGUGUCCUGUUGAAACAAAGUCUUGGAUUUAUUAGAAAUCAUCUAUUUUUGGAUCCUUAUUUGAAUUUAGCACUUAGAAGGGUGAUGAUGGUGAAUCCAUCCUUAUUUUGUAAAGUGAUUUUGAUACCACUAUGUGAUGGACAACAAGGCGGAGGAUGUAGCUUGAAAGAAGCUAGUUUAUUUGGAGAUAUUAUAUUAAAAUCAUAUAUACCAGCAUCAUCAGUAGCCAACACAUUGAUUAGUAUAGCACAACUUUCUGAUCAUCAUUAUUUUAUAUGUCAUAGUGUAUUUAUUAUCUUACUACUAGAAAAAAAAGUUGCUUUACCUUUCCGUGUACUUGAAUGUUUGGUACACCAUUUUUGUAGUAUGAAUCAUCAAUCCAAAAUGCCAUUAUUAUGGUAUCAUUCUUUUUACCUCUUUGUUGAAAUAUAUGUACAUGAAUGUGUAUCAGAACAAAAGGAGAGACUAAUAGAAACUAUUCAAUUAGUAUUUCAUCCUCAAUGGUCUACAUCAAUUCAUCAAAUCAUUUCUAGAACCAUUUACUCAUCGUUGGAUAGUUGUCAACAAAAUGAUUCCACUAUGAUGAUUGAGGAUGAUGAUUCAACCAAUUGGAAUUUAAAUUCUGUGUAACGCCAUUUUCGCAUAAAAAUACUUUCUG
Messenger RNA from Halteromyces radiatus, 1006 nucleotides. RefSeq names its product Bystin. NCBI's taxonomy places the organism in Eukaryota, Fungi, Mucoromycota, Mucoromycetes, Mucorales, Cunninghamellaceae. Gene Ontology annotation, biological process: rRNA processing. Gene Ontology annotation, cellular component: preribosome, small subunit precursor; cytoplasm; nucleolus. The record is from RefSeq and is a predicted model, not a curated record. The transcript is spliced from 4 exons. Bases 139 to 978 code for a protein of 279 amino acids. Gene Ontology annotation, molecular function: snoRNA binding.